Rotaria sordida is the source of this 1137-nucleotide messenger RNA. The record is from the annotation of a GenBank genome assembly. Lineage: Eukaryota; Metazoa; Rotifera; Eurotatoria; Philodinida; Philodinidae.
AUGAUAAAAAUAUUGCUCUGUAUUUUAUUUCUAAACUACAUCUCUGCCGAGAUUAAUUCCGAUAAAUUUAAAAUUUUGAUUACUGUACGUGAGUCGAAAUCAUUCAUCAAUGAUAUUGAUGGUUUAUCCUCGAAUCACACACUUAUUUAUCUACUUUAUACAUACACUGAACCAUAUCAAUUAGUAAAACUAAAUACUUCAACAUUGCAUCCACUAGCACGUGCAAUAUUACCAUUUCAUUAUAAUGAUACAACAUUUCGACAAGAUUUUUUUCUUUUGACAUUUUCCGACGAUCAACUGUUUGUGGGUUAUGUAGAAGAUCUAGGACGACCAGAAGCAGCAACAUGGCUACAAGCCAUCGAUUUACGCUCGAUGACAAUCAACGACAAUCUGAAGCAAGGAUUUCCAUUCAAACAAUUUACUGGUUUCCCUUUGUUUCAAGCUAUAUCUAAUCAACAAAAAAUUAUUGUUAAUCUCUGGCAAUGGGAUUUGACUACAAAAAGCAUAACAAAACCUCAAAUCAUUAAUGGUCAAUUACCUUCUACAGACCCAUACGACAGUUGGCUUCUUCCUAGUAUUUCUUCUCUAGAUGAAACUCCUCAAUUACUUCUGAUGUACAAUGAAAAUAUCCUAUAUACGCUUAAUGUUAGUUCGUCAUCGCAGUGGAUAAUCAACACACAACUAUCGAAUAUUCAGUUAGAUUUUUUGUCAAAAUCAUUCUCAUUUCAUAUGGAUGUUGUCAAUGCAAGCACGAUUGCUGUAGCUGAUGAUCAAAUGAAUAUUUUCAUUUAUAAUCUUUAUAACCAACAGUUGUCAACGACGUUGAAUUUACGAAAGAUGUUUCCUGAUUAUCCACGCAUGUCAGAACAGAUAGCAAGUAAUUUACGAGCUAAUGAUCAGUAUGUCUAUGUAACGAGUUCAACCAAUGUUGAACCAUUUGAUCAACAAUAUUUAUUUCGUAUUCGUCUCAAUGAUACGAUGAAAGGUGUUGAUUUACUUUCAUUCGCGGAUGAAAACUAUGGCUUAACAGAAUUAGUCACAUUCGCAGAUACUGUUUAUUCAUUUGAGCGAUUGUAUGAAGCUGAAGAUUAUUUCAAUAUAUACAAAAUUGGAACACCUCGUAAAAAUACCUAUUAG